GGGCCUUCCUCCCCCUCCUGCUCGCCCCCGAGGGUGCCCCGGGGGCGCUGCGCCGCCAGCGCCCGCCUCGGCAGGCACCGCGCAGCGCGGAGCAGCACGAGGAGGAGGAGGGGGAGGAAGGCGAGAGCAGAGGCCCGGAGAGCGCAAACCCGGGCUGCUCGCGGAGCGGUGACGCAGGGCCCGGCGGCCGCGGUGAAAGCGAGGCCACGCGCGGCACACGCGUGAGAGGAGCUCGCCGGCGGGGAGGAAGAGGAGAUGCCGUCUUUCCGAUCCCGGCCGAACGGCAGGACCCGGCCCGGCUGCAGCCAGUGUCGGAGGAACCUGUCGCCUCGGACGGCCGUGCGGGUGCUCUACGCCGUCGCCGUCCUGCUCGCCGUCGCCGUGACCGUGCUGGCGUCCCUGGUGUUCAAGAAAGUCGACUCCGUCUCCAAUGACAUCAGCUCUGCCCAGACUUACUACGAGAAGAAGAUCUUAUCCAUCCAGGAAGACCUCCAGGAGCUGGAUCAGAAGGCCUUGGGGAACUGCUCCCUUUGCCAUGAGACGGGGCAGCUGGGGCAGGAGAUCACCAAGCUGCAGGGCGAGCUGGAGGAGAUCCAGAAGAUGCUCCUGGUGCAGGAAAUCCUGCUUGACCGGACCUCCCAGACCCAUGACCUGCUCUCAUCCACCAGCAACAAGAUUACCAGCGAGGUGGACAACUGCUCCUUCUCCAUCCGGCAGGUCAACCAAAGCUUGGGGCAAUUCCUUGCCCAGGUGGGAGGCUGGCAAGCGGUCACCUCCGAGCUGGACAGCUCUCUCAAGGGGCUAGUGCAGGAGCGCUACGACGUCAGGGCAGCCAUGCAGCAGAUGAACUUCACCCUGGGGCAGACCUCCGACUGGAUCCACCUGAUCCAGAGGAAGACGGACGAGGAGACGCUGACGCUGCAGAAGAUAGUGACCGAGUGGCAGAAUUACACCCGAGUCUUCAGUGGGCUGCGGGCCACAUCCUCCAAGACCAGCGAGCUGGUCAAGAGCAUCCAAGGCAGCGUUGGCUCUGCAGCCCAGCAGGUCAGCCAGAACUCGGAGAGCAUGCACGAACUGGUGCUGCAAGUGAUGGGGCUCCAGCUGCAGCUGGACAACAUCUCCUCCUUCCUGGACGACCACGAGGAGAACAUGAACGACCUGCGCUACCACACCAGGUACACGCAGAACCGCACGGCCGAGCGCUUCGAGACCCUGGAAGGCCGCAUGACCUCCCACGAGAUCGAGAUCAGCACCAUUUUUGCCAACAUCAACGCCACCGACAGUCACGUCCACAGCAUGCUGCGCUACCUGGACGACGUGCGGCUCUCCUGCACCCUGGGCUUCCACACCCACGCUGAGGAGCUCUACUACCUGAACAAGUCCCUCAGCCUGGCCCAGAGCACCACGGACCUGCUGCGGGAACGCUUCAGCCUGCUCAGCGCCCGGCUGGACUUCGACAUCCGCAACCUGUCCAUGAUCAUGGAGGAGAUGAAAGUGGUGGACGUCCGGCACGGAGAGAUGCUGAGAAACAUCACCGUCGUGCGAGGUGCGCCGGGCGUCCCGGGCCCCCGCGGCCUCAAGGGCGACGCGGGCACCGAAGGCCCCGCAGGCGGCAAGGGCGAGAAGGGCGACGCGGGCAGCUUGGGCUCGCCGGGCGCUGCGGGCUCGCCGGGCGCCGCGGGCGUCCCCGGCCCCCCGGGCGUCCCCGGCCCCCCGGGCGCCAGGGGCUUCCCCGGCCUCAAGGGCGCCAAGGGCAGCUUCGGGCAAGCCGGCUCCACGGGGCGAGCGGGGCCCAAGGGAGACGCGGGCGCCCCGGGGCCGGCCGGGGCUCCGGGACCGGCUGGACCCGCCGGUCCGCAAGGCAAACCGGGAAUCCCGGGGAAGCCCGGCGCUCCGGGCAGGAUGGGGCCGGCGGGACCCAAAGGGGAUCCCGGUGCCCCGGGUCCCCCCGGCCCGCCGGGUCCCGCGGGACAGUGACGCCGAGCCGGGGCCGGAGGAGGGCGGGCCGGGAGCCGCGGCGGGUUCGGGGCGCCCAAGGGGCUGGUCCCCGGCCGGGAGCCGCCGCGGGGGUCGCGCGGGCCGCGGGGCGGCCGCUCGGCGCCGGGGCCCCCCGGCGCCCCCCGCACCGGCACUGUACUCGGGGCGCAAUAAAGCUCUUUGGGGA
This is a messenger RNA of Rhea pennata, 2164 nucleotides long. RefSeq names its product scavenger receptor class A member 3 (gene SCARA3). The transcript is spliced from 6 exons. The record is from RefSeq and is a predicted model, not a curated record. The coding region runs from base 256 to 1977 and encodes 573 amino acids. Lineage: Eukaryota; Metazoa; Chordata; Aves; Rheiformes; Rheidae.